Messenger RNA from Aspergillus brunneoviolaceus CBS 621.78, 808 nucleotides. RefSeq lists its product as uncharacterized. The record is from RefSeq and is a predicted model, not a curated record. NCBI's taxonomy places the organism in Eukaryota, Fungi, Ascomycota, Eurotiomycetes, Eurotiales, Aspergillaceae. The transcript has 3 exons. The coding region runs from base 205 to 639 and encodes 144 amino acids.
AUCCAGCCAAGCCAUGCCCAGCCAACCACCACGCGACCCCCUCUCCACUCCGCCCAGUCCUUUGAGAGUCUUACAACUUCACCAAAGUGACUCCAAGGCAAUGAAACCUAUUGAAGCCCUCUUUCUAUCCCGCUUUCGUCAUAGCUCGGCUCUUCUCCCCAGGUGUCUUCCCCCCCGAAUCGGCCAGGCCCGCCAGUGCGGUCAAUGAACGGUCGACCAUUCGUUGGCCUGUCCAUGCCACGAGUUGCACUAAUCCGAACAAGGCUAGCUGCCUCCCGACGGAGCACCUCCAGAGUGGCAGAGCCUGGAGCUCGACUACCUUUUCCAGGCCUGAGGCAUCCCCGAUUCUUCUCCGGUUGCUUCGGGGAAAGAAAAAGGUGGGGAGCGUUUGUCUGGUGGGCACAACUCUUUUCCGGGGCCGCAUUUUAUCCAUCAAUUCCCUCACUUACGGGUGCCGCCCAGGCCUUCCGCAAUCUAGUCGUUGCAAUGGUUGCACCUUAUCUGGCUUGCACCAUCUUGUCUCGGAUUCACCAGAUUCCAGCAACCGGAUACUUGUCCGGUUGGUUCCUUCACGGUCUCCUUGUACUAGCAGGUGACUUUGUGCCUUUCUUCGCUCUCUCACCGAUAAGUCCUAGAUAGGCCCGGCCAGUAUAUGCUAUCUUACCACCAAACGAUUCGCUAAGAUCGUUCGUCCCGCGUCGACCCCCUGAACAUUGUAGCAACGGCUAUGGGUUUUUUUUCGUUCCCGUCAGAAUUGCACCCAGAUUACACGAUUCUGAGCGAACGCUCGGUUCCUAGAAAGCGGUCA